This is a messenger RNA of Alosa sapidissima (American shad), 2579 nucleotides long. RefSeq names its product sodium- and chloride-dependent GABA transporter 2-like. The record is from RefSeq and is a predicted model, not a curated record. Gene Ontology annotation, biological process: sodium ion transmembrane transport. The coding region runs from base 233 to 2059 and encodes 608 amino acids. The transcript has 15 exons. Gene Ontology annotation, cellular component: membrane. Lineage: Eukaryota; Metazoa; Chordata; Actinopteri; Clupeiformes; Clupeidae.
UGUUUAUACCAGAAACGACCCACGAAGGGGAAUACAUUUUACAUUUUAAGGAAAUUUAAUUCAUGAAACUAUCAAAUUCACCACGGAGACUACUAUGCAUUGUAUGUUGGCGGGGGCAAUAACAAUAACAAUGUGAACACGGAUACCACGAGGCACCGGCAAAAACAUUAGUAGGGGUGUGUGUCAGAGAGAGUGGAGUGAGUAAGAGCGUGUGCGUGUGUAAGUUACUGUGAUGGCAGUGGAUCAAGGUGUUGUACUCAAGAAAGACGGCGUGCCGGAAAAGCCUUUGGAUGAGCGAAAGAGCUUGGACAAGACAUCCCUGCUGGAGCGCGGGCAGUGGGCCAGUAAGGCCGAGUUCCUGUUGGCCGUAGCAGGGCAGAUCAUUGGCCUGGGCAACGUCUGGCGCUUCCCUUAUCUCUGCUACAAGAAUGGAGGGGGAGUGUUUUUCGUGCCGUACCUGCUGUUCCUGGUACUGUGUGGGGUUCCAUUGUUCCUACUGGAGACAUCACUGGGUCAGUUCACCUGUCUGGGCGGAGUCAGUGCAUGGAGGAGUAUAUGCCCUCUCUUUGGAGGUCUCGGUUAUGCCAGCCAGAUCAUGAUUCUGCACGGUUGCGUAUACUACAUCGUCAUCUUGGCCUGGGCUUUCUUCUACCUGUGCUCCAGCUUUCAGAGCGUGCUGCCUUGGUCCCACUGCAACAACACCUGGAACACAGCGGCAUGUGUGGAAUUUGAUAGACAGAACAUCACAGGCAAUGGGAGUUUGGUGGAAAACGCCACAUCUCCAGUCAUGGAGUUUUGGGAGGAAGAGGUGCUGAAGCUCUCCCCCGGCCCUGAUCAGCUGGGUUCAGUUAACUGGCGUCUGGCUCUCUGUCUGCUGAUAGUCUGGGUUGUCUGCUACUUCUGUGUGUGGAAAGGUGUCAAAUCCACAGGCAAGGUGGUGUAUCUGACUGCUACGUUCCCGUAUGUGAUGCUGUUUAUCCUGCUGGCCCGUGGGGUCACUCUCCCUGGGGCCUCGACCGGAAUCAUCUACUACCUCAAACCCAAUCACACGCGGCUUGCUGACCCCCAGGUCUGGAUGGAUGCUGGAACUCAGAUAUUCUUUUCCUAUGGCAUCUGCCUGGGCAGCCUCACUGCGCUGGGUAGUUACAACAGAUACAACAAUGACUGCUACAAAGAUUGCUUCCUGUUGUGUCUGCUGAACAGUGCCACCAGCUUCCUGGCUGGCUUCGCCAUCUUCUCCGUGCUGGGGUUCAUGGCAGAGGAGCAGGGCGUCCGCAUGGAUCAGGUGGCCCAGUCAGGACCGGGACUGGCAUUUAUAGCAUUUCCGCGGGCCGUUGCUAUGAUGCCAGUACCUCAGCUGUGGGCUGUCUGCUUCUUCCUGAUGAUCAUCAUGCUGGGACUAGACACACAGUUUGUGAGUCUGGAGGCGCUGAUGACGUCGGUGUCAGACCUGUACCCCACGGUGGUGCGUCGGGGCCACCGCCGUGAGCUGUUGCUGCUCGUCAUCUGCGUGAUCUGCUUCCUGGUCGGCCUGAUGAUGGUCACGCCGGGAGGGCUGUAUGUUUUCCAGAUCUACGAUCACUUCUCCUGCAGUGGAGCCAGCCUGCUGUUACUGUCCAUCUUCCAGUCUGUGGCCGUGGGAUGGGUCUACGGCCCAGAUCGCUUCUCUGAGAACAUCAAGAGCAUGAUCGGUUACUCGCCCUCCCCCGCCUUCCGGCUGUGCUGGAAGUACCUCACCCCCACCGUCUGCAUUGGAACAUUUAUGUUCUCUCUGGUGCGCUGGGCCCCGCUGGAUCUGGGCAAAGGCGUGGUGGCCCCUACGUGGGCCUCGGGACUGGGCUGGCUCCUAACGCUGUCCUCAGUGUCCAUGCUGCCACUCUGGGCACUCUAUGCUCUUAUCAACACACCAGGCAGCUUAAAACAGCGCCUGUGCCUUCUGUGUCAGCCGGCUGCCGACUCCCCCCUGGCCCACAAGCAGCUCGGCAACGGCUGCGACCUGACUCUGGACCCCAGUACAUACCCGACGUCCGAGAAGCUUCUCAUGGGCGGCGUCAUCUAGAGUAGCCCUCUCGGCUGGAAACUGGACUGUGUGUGUGUGUAUGUAUGUGCGUGUGUGUGUUUAUGUGUGUGACUGUCAUUGGUGCUAAAGGGUGUCACCAAAAAAGUUUAUGGUAGUUACCUGAGAGUGAGCGGAGUGUGUGUGUGUGUGUGCGUGCUGUUGAUAGGAUAUAGUUACUCUAAUAGCGGGAAAAAAAAUUAGUAAACAAGUAGUUUAUUUUUGUGAGCACAAAUGCGUAAUUUAGUUGCAUUACAUAUAUUCCUGAAACAAACAACCCAAAAAAAAACAGAAAAACAAAACAAUAUUCUGAAAUCAUGGUGAAAAGGUACUAAUUAUGUUGGAGAUAUCCAGUUUACUGAAACGACUCCACUCCAGAAAUCUUACAGUCUCACCACUAGCUUGAGAUUUCCCCACCAAAAAAGAAACACUUUUUGCGUUUUUGUGUUCCAUUGUAACUGUUGAGGGGAGGGUUUUUUUUUGUACUCAUUGCACAAUAAAAAAUGUCAUUAUACUCUUUAAA